This is a messenger RNA of Argiope bruennichi, 3416 nucleotides long. Its product is annotated as kinesin-related protein 4-like. The record is from RefSeq and is a predicted model, not a curated record. Lineage: Eukaryota; Metazoa; Arthropoda; Arachnida; Araneae; Araneidae. The transcript is spliced from 6 exons. Bases 175 to 2082 code for a protein of 635 amino acids.
AAAUGUCAAGUGACGUAAUUUUGUUGCCAGAUGUAUAAUUUCUCAUGUUAGUAAACAAAGAACUAUGGAUUAAACUGGGGAAUUAGAUGCUGCAAGAAUAUCAGCUGUUUACGCCAUUUAACUUAAAAGAUUGUCGACAAUAAAAGAUAACUUGAAAAGUAUAAAAGAGUAAAGAUGAACUCAUCAUCUGACUUUGCAAUUUCUUCUGAUUGGGAUAUAAUAGAUGAUGAAACAUCACAACUUGUUGAUGGCACAAAGAAAUCUGAGGAAGGUGUUCCUGGAGACUUGAAAGAAAAAGAAACUAUGCAGAAAGGAUCCUGCGUGGAUGAUAUACCAGAACAGGAAGAUGCUUGCGUGCCUGAAAUUACAGGGUCAGAAAUUAAUAAUCACCAUGAGAAUAGUUCCUCCAGUGAAUUUGAUGUCUUAGAUGAAUCAGUUGAAGACAGCAACCAAGGCAAUCUAUCCUUUUCCCAUAUGGAAUAUUCAAUAAGUUCUUCCUUAGAAAGCAGUCAUCCAUCUCUGGUACCUGAAGUUGAAGCUGUAGAUGCAGACGCUGAAACAGAUGUAGAAAUUCAAGCUGAUUCUCAUUCCAGUAUAUUUAGGAUUCAAUAUGCUUUAAAUGUACAUCCAUAUUUGGUCGCAUUUACAUUGUCUCUUGCAUUCAUAGCUAUUUUACUUGCAUCUGCACCUUUAGGUACCCUCAAGCAAAUGAAAGAACGUGUGAAUGCAUUACAAGCUGAAAAUAAUGAAUUGAAAAAUCUGGUGCAGUCCAAAUUAGAGAAUGAUAAACUUCUUAUGGCUCUUGAAGAACAAAUAAGAUCAUUGAAGGAUGAAAAUUUUAAGCUAAGUGAAUCCAUGAAGGCUCUUGUGGCUCAAUUGGAAGAGCAGACUGCUAUCUUAAGAAUGGACAAAGAAACAAAAGUGCAAGAUCCAUUCAGGAGUGAAAUUGAAAAACUAAAAGAGCAAAUCAACAUCCUGCAGAUUGAUAACGAAGAACUCCAGAAGCAGCUUGUCCGUACAAGGUAUGGCAUUUACUCUCCUCACCCGCAAGAGCAGAAAGCAAAUCCAUCAUCUGAAGAAAAAGAAACAAAAGAUAAGCCAGAUAAUAAAGAAAACAGAGAGAAUUCCUCGGAGAUUUUAAUGGAAGAAAUAAAUGAAUUGAGGAAAAAAUUGUACACUGAAGUAGAGAAGUUGAAGAGCUGGAAAGAUUCUGUCCAACACCUGGUGAAAAAGUUAGGAAAUGGGUAUACAGGGUCAUCUGCUGAGGAAGAUAAGCCAGAUUUGAAAGACAAAGAAUCAUUUGCCCACUCUAGAUCAUCAUCAGAGAAAGAAAGAAUGAAGAAAUCUAAACCUGGGAAGAAGGAUAGGAAAUUUUCUGAUUGGUCAUGGAGAGAUGUAAAAGAGAAUCUCAAAGAUACAUUUGAAGGUCUGCAGGAUAUUGAUGUGCCCAAUAUGUUUUCUAAUUAUGUGGUGGAUAAAAAGAAAAUUGAAGGUGUCUUUGAAUCGGUUGGUCACUAUUUUAAGAAAGCCCAAGAGAAGACAAAAAAGGUAUUGAAUUUCAACAAUGAUAUAAAUCAAGAAAUGUGGCACUUUUUUGGGCAACUGAGGAAUCAAUGGAAUGACAUAAGCAACAAAUAUUACCAAAAAUAUUAUUCCACCAAGCAAGCAGCUCCCAAAACUGAAGAUUACAAAUCACAGUUUCAAAAACAUAAGGAAGAUGCCCAAGAUUUUGGAACUGACAAAAGAUUUGACAGAUAUCAGAAACAAAACAAACCAGAGGAAACCAAUAAUAAUGAAUAUGACCAAAAUUUGUAUCCAGAUCUUGAAAGUUUUACUACUUCGCCCACUGCAGAAACUCCCGACUCAGAAAAAAAUGAGAUGGCACCAGAAGACAAAGCAUAUGAUGACAAUUCCUGGGUGUUUAAAAGAGCUGCUCAUCGAUCUCAACUGCGAGAAGAAGAACAGGAAGCAUUCACUAAUUGGUUUUUAAAAAGAGGACGAGAUUUUCAUUAUAAUGAAGAUGAGUCUCUUAAGGAAUGGUUCAAGGAAACAUACCAAAAUGGAAAUUCUGAUGAAGAUUAAAACAAAUUGCUAGCUAGCACACGCUACUGAUUUUAAUCUGUUGUAUGUAGUGGAUUCUUCUUAAUUUUUUUGUUUAUCACUCUUUUAAGUCUUAAUUUUACCCCCAUUUAUGAUACUGAUAUUUUAAGAAUGAAACUUGAAAUGUAAGAUCUGCAUUAUUACUCGGUGAUUUUAUUAAGCUGCUAUAUGCAUUUAUUGUCAUAUUUUUAAGGUGUUUUUGAUGUAAUGCAGUUAUUACAACUUCAGCCGGUACCAAUAUAGUCCUAAAUGUGAAUGAAAUGGCUCUUCGAAAGAGCGUUUUGUAAUAAUAAUAAUAAUUCUUUGUAUACGUUAAGCAUUAUUUCAUUUAAAGAAAGAUUACACAAUGUUAGUCAAAUGUUUAAACUGUAUCUGUAAAAUGUAUUGAUAAAUUAUGAAUCAAUUGUAUCAGUUCAAACUACCUGCACUGAUGUUAAAGUUAAAAUAAUUUUUAUUAUAUUUAUUCAUUUGCUGUGCAUGUAUUAUAACAGUGUGUGAAAAACUGCAAAUUGAAGACUUAAAAUACAUUUUACCUUUUUACAGUGUUAUUUCAGGACGCACAAAAAUGAUGAGAUUAUUAAUAUUUGCUCCAUCCAUUUGUAUCCCUGAGUUUUGCAGUGAUUUCUAACAAAGGAAAUGGAAAGACACUUAAUAUUAGAUCUAAGAAAUUCUUUUUUUUUAUAAAGGUUAUUUCUCAAGAACUUAAUGAUAUUUGUUUAAUAUGACAUACACUCAUUUUUGUAUUUGAAAUUAGCAAUUCAAUACUUAUUAAUUAUUGGCGUAUGAUUUUCACCUUCUGUAAAAAUUUACUCAAAUAUUUUGAGAUAAUUAUUUAAGUUUGCUAAAGUUCUUUAAGUAAUAUUAUCUUGUUUAAAAUCAUAGUACAUUUGCAAGUCCCUAUAGCUUGCUUCUAAAAUUGGAAAAAUUCUGGAUAAACUUCAUUAGCUUUUGAAAAACUUGUUUUAUCCUGUGUAUCAUAUCUUAUUUCAAGUGGAGCUAUGUCACAGAAUCUUAUUUUAUACAUUGAAAAACAUUUUUAACUGCAAAGAAAACAUCCGUUUCAAGUAUAACUCCUGUUUGUUCCUAUAUUCCGUAGGCAGGCUCAUCACCUUUCAUUUAAUUGUAUGUGUCAUUGUGUUGCAUUUAUUUUAUUUUUGUAGUGAUACAUUAUGUCUGUGAUAGUGUAGGUGAGUGUUUUUACCUUUCAUUGAGAUCUUGAAGAACACCUGUGUUAUUAAGUAAUUAGGAUGCUCCUUGUGUGCAUUUUAAUGUAACUUUUUGUCAUGUUUUUGAGAACAAUAAAUUGUUGAAUAUUA